UACUGACUUUGUUGUGGUCUUAAGUUAUUAUUGUUUGGUUGGUUUCUAUGUAUAGAUGUGUUUACUUCAGAGUUUAAAUACCCCGGUUUGUCAGCUAUAAUUCAAUGGAAGCCUCAAUGUGUUCACUGUAAUUUAGACCAAUCUCCGCCAAUAUGUCAACUGCUUGGUUGGUACUGAGGGACAUUUGGAAAGACGUCAUCGUCUGUAACGGUAAGGAAGUACCCAUUGUCGGGGGAUUCCGGGGAUUUAGAAACGUACCCCCGGGGGCACAUACAAUAGAGAACCACGGAGCGAAGCUUGAAGUUGAAUUGGAGGCAGGGGAGGUCAAAGUGUUUGUUCUGGAUUCAAGUGAAAACAUUUUUAGUAUACUGGACGAAAGCGACGACGAUUUCGGUUUUCAUCAGUUAGCCAAGAGCGGCGCUAUGGACAAUGCAUUGUAUGAAUGGCCUGUCUGAUUCCAUGUCAUUUAGAGUUUUUAAAAUUUCAGGAAAACUCGACCAUUAUUUGAAUAACAUUUACGCUGACUGUGGAAAGGCAUAUUACCGUUUACCCACAUAUAACUGAAAAUUUUUGGUCAUCUUUAUGAGUUCACCACUUUGAAUAAACUUUGGUUUUGAUCAUAUACUUUAUUAUUUGAUAUACAUGUAAUACAUAUAGAUAAUGUAUAGAUUAAAUUUUCAAAAGUU
Messenger RNA from Magallana angulata, 686 nucleotides. RefSeq lists its product as uncharacterized. The transcript has 3 exons. NCBI's taxonomy places the organism in Eukaryota, Metazoa, Mollusca, Bivalvia, Ostreida, Ostreidae. The coding region runs from base 153 to 455 and encodes 100 amino acids. The record is from RefSeq and is a predicted model, not a curated record.